CAGUUCACUUCAAGCUUAUUGUUUUCUUAAAAAUGAAAGAAAUCCACCUUAAGUCAAUUUUCUAAACAGUAUGUAGUGCACUGCCUAGGGGUCAAUCUGUUUAAUCAUUACAAAUAUGUUUAAUCUGGUAUUUAUACAUUUCAUGUCUGCUUGAUGAAAAAUAAUCAGCCCCUCAUAUGGAUGUUCAAGAUUCUUUCUGGGUGAUCCUCUAUUUCCUUGGGUUUUGCUCCCAAGCUCAGGCUCUGACUUUGAGUCCUCAAAACAAUUCAUGCCAUCCAAACGAUGUGGGGGUGUUGCAGAACUUCAUGGCAGGUUUUCAAACUGAGAUUUCUGGAUGGGAAUCAAACUCUUGUUGCUGUAAAUGGACAGGAAUCACAUGUAACUCUUCAUUGUCUUUUGGAUUGGAGGAGCCUAUAUAUGAUACCUGGAGUGUAGUGAAGUUGGAGCUUGUGAACAUGAGACUAGUGGGCAAACUCUCUGAGUCAUUGGGUAAUUUAAAUCACCUAAGAACACUCAAUCUCUCCCACAACUAUCUCAAAGGCUCACUUCCAUGGUCACUUUUCCAUUUGCCAAACUUACAAGUCCUAGACUUGAGCCAUAAUGGCUUUUCAGGCCAAAUUCUUACUACCAUACACCUACCUUCAAUUCAGGAAAUAGACUUGUCUCAUAACUGUUUGAGUGGUUCACUUCCUUCUGGUAUCUGUGGUAAGAAUUGUUCUUCACUCCAAGUACUAAAUCUCAAUGCAAAUUCCUUUUCUGGUAUCAUCCCACCUGAACUUGGCAACUGUAGUUCCUUGGAGAAGCUCUAUCUUGGCAAGAAUUGUCUUACUGGUGGUCUGACUGAAAACAUAUUUCGCCUGCGAAAACUCUCACUACUGAACCUUCAAAAUAACAAGCUCUCUGGGCCAAUCAGGAAAGGAAUUGGUAAUCUUACUAAACUUGUUAUUCUUGAUAUAUCCUCAAAUAGAUUUUCAGGAACUAUUCCAAAUGUUUUUGACAAGUUACCAAAGUUACAAUCUUUUGUUGCUGAAACAAACAAUUUUACUGGUUUUCUACCACCAUCCUUGUUGAAUUCUCCUUCUCUAACUUUGCUGAAUGUGGGAAACAAUUCCUUGGAGGGUCCAAUACAACUCAACUGUUCAGCAAUGGUUAAUUUAGAUUCUCUUGUUUUAGCCAACAAUCUCUUUGGUGGGAUUAUUCCUGAUAACCUUCCAAACUGUCAACAUCUGAGUAGUAUAGAUCUAUCCCGGAACAAUUUCACAGGCCAAAUCCCAGAAAGCUUCAAGAACUUUAACAGUCUCACUGUCUUCUUCCUUACAACCUCAAACAACUCCAAUCUUUCAUCUGCCCUGAGAAUCCUACAGCAAUGUCAGAACCUAACCACUUUAGUUCUCAAAUAUAACUUUCAUGGAGAGGAGUUGCCUCAAGAUUCUACAAUUCAUUUUAAGAAGCUCAAGGCUCUGAUCAUUGCCAAUUGCAGACUCAAAGGCUCAAUACCACUAUGGUUGAGAAGAAGCAGCCACUUGGAGCUUUUGGACUUGUCAAGGAACCAAUUGGGUGGGAAAAUUCCAGCCUGAUUUGGCGAUUUCGGGUUCUUGUUUUACUUGGACUUGGGAAGCAACUUGUUUUCAGGGGAGAUUCCAAAAAACAUAACCGGGUUAAUAAGUUUAAUCUCUCGAGAUGUCUUAUUGGAGGAAUCUUCCCCAUAUUUCCCAUUUUUCUUGAAGAGAAGUUCAAAUUCAACAAAGCUUCAAUAUAAAGGAUUUAGGAGCUUUCCACCAACUUUAGACUUUAGUUGUAAUAGUUUAAGUGGGCCAAUCUGGAAAGAAUUUGGGAAGCUAAAGAAACUUCAUAUUUUGGAUUUGAAAGGGAACUUUCUCUCAGGAUCAAUCCCCAGUGAUUUAUCAGGUAUGAAAAACUUAGAGGAACUUGAUUUGUCUCAAAACAAUCUUUCAGGGACAAUACCAGCCUCCCUGGUGAAACUUAGCUUUCUGUCAAAGUUUAGUGUUGCACACAAUCACCUGCAUGGGAAGAUCCCUUUAGGUGGUCAGUUUUCAACUUUUCCUCUUUCAAGUUUCGAAGGAAAUUUUCUCUAUGCCAACAAUGGACCAUUGGGAUCAAGUUAUGAUAAAGAUCUUACAGAGCCAUAUGAGGAAUCAAGAAUAAACAGAGAAUUUUUUGAUGGAAUGGGUGUUGGAAUGGCUUUUGGAGUUGUCCUUGGAGCUUUGUUGUUUCAAGUAAUUUCAAGAAAUGCUGGCUUCAACAAUAAUUUUUGGCUCAGAGUAGAUAUUUUGUUUGGUUGGAUCUCAAAAUAAAUAAUGCCUAUUUAGCUAGAUAUAUACAUUGCUUUAAGUUUCUUGUAUACAUAUACCAUAUACCAUAGUUUACAAUUGAGUAAUAUGUACAAGUAGAUUGUAUAAAUUAGAUAAGAAAUAAAUACAAACGAUCACUUGAAAAAAAUUCUUAAGAUUUUCAAGAGUACAUACUUGGUUGCAACCAGAAAGAUGGGUAAUCCAUCAUCUGGAACCAAAAUGAGCAAACAAUUUAAAAUAGUCAUUAAUAGUGGGAGAAAGACAUAGAAGAGAGUAGCGAAGAAUGCAACUAUUGCAAUAUUGCCAGGGAAAUCAAAAUCCCAAAUCUUAUGAUUAGUAGUCCCACUAAUGCUAAGCUCAGAUUUCUUCUCAUACAACAGUGCUUU
Messenger RNA from Humulus lupulus (European hop), 2698 nucleotides. Its product is annotated as phytosulfokine receptor 1. Gene Ontology annotation, molecular function: protein binding. Lineage: Eukaryota; Viridiplantae; Streptophyta; Magnoliopsida; Rosales; Cannabaceae. The record is from RefSeq and is a predicted model, not a curated record.